CGUCGCCAUUCACAUCGUUCGUUCCGAGAGAUCUCCAAUCAUAUUCUUGACGUUUUCUCUUAAGGGUGGCUACAAUGAUUGGAUCGUUUCUGACAAGAGGCCUUCUGAUGGUGUUUGGAUAUGCAUAUCCUGCUUAUGAGUGUUUUAAAACGGUCGAACAGAACAAACCUGAGAUUCAACACCUCCAGUUCUGGUGCCAAUAUUGGAUUCUUGUAGCUGCUUUGACAAUCUUUGAAAGAGUUGGUGAUACUCUUGUUUCCUGGUUGCCAAUGUACAGUGAAGCAAAGUUAGCCUUCUUUAUUUACCUCUGGUUCCCAAAAACCAAAGGAACUACAUACGUUUACGACUCCUUCUUCAAGCCAUAUGUCUCAAAGCAUGAAAAUGAAAUUGACCGCAGCUUGACUGAAGUAAAAACCAGAGCUGGAGAUAUGGCAAUGAUAUAUCUCCACAAAGCAAUCAACCAUGGACAUACAAGAUUCUUUGAGAUAUUGCAGUAUAUUGCUGAACAAUCAUCACACAAACGUCAGUCUAAGGAGAAUAAAGAGACAGCAACACCUGAACUUGGUGAUCCAACUCUGAAGAUGACACAAAAGAAAGACGCAGUACCUGAGACUGAAUCAUCCACCAAGAAAGACUAAAAGGCUGACUUAGAUGUAAAUGGCUUAGGAAAAAAAUAAUACUACAUUUUGAAGUUCUAG
Molecule: messenger RNA, 698 nt
Organism: Eruca vesicaria subsp. sativa (arugula)
Lineage: Eukaryota; Viridiplantae; Streptophyta; Magnoliopsida; Brassicales; Brassicaceae
Source: the annotation of a GenBank genome assembly